UGGCCCGUGGUUUGGUUAAUUGGUUAUACAAUAAAUAACGUCAUUUGAGAUCAGGGAAAGAUUUAUAUAAAUUGUUUGGGCGCUAAAUUUGAUUUCGGCGGGAGUGUUCCCACCGCUCUUUCAUGGAUGAACACCACCACCAGAUGGAUCUCCCGGAAACUGAAUCCACCGCUUGCCUAUCUCGUCUUCUCGGUAAGAGCAUUUGCCUCCGGGAAUCCACUUCCUUCAUCAUCCCAAGCGAAGCCUUGCGUCGACAAUGCAAUAGGAAUAAGCUUCCUCCUCUCCUCUUGUGGGAGAGAAGGCAAUCUUCGUUUGGGAAGUUGCAUUCAUGCCUUCACUAUCAAGAAUCCCGGACCCUUUGACUCCCAGGAUCAAACCGCCAUUCGAGUUCUGAACUCUCUCCUCACAAUGUAUGCUAGAUGCGGUAAAUUGCUUGACGCAGUUAAGGUGUUCGAGGAUAUGCCUGCAAGAGACACCGUUUCCUGGAACUCAAUAAUUUCAGGGUUCAUAAACAAUGGGGAGUUUGAAAUGGGACUUGGGUAUUUUAAAGAAUUGCUGAGUUUGGGGUUUGGCUGGUUUGAUCAUGCUAGUUUGACUACCAUUUUAUCGGCAUGUGAUAGGGCUCAGUUUCUUAUGAUCACUAAAGUGAUGCAUGGAUUGGUGUUUCUGAGUGGCCAUGAGAGAGAGGUUUCCGUGGGGAAUGCUUUGGUUACUUCAUAUUUUAGAUGCGGGAGUCCAGAUUCAGGGAGGCGGGUUUUUGAUGAGAUGGUUCAGAGGAAUGUUAUCACUUGGACAGCUAUUAUAUCUGGGCUUGCUCAAAAUGAAUUUUAUGAGGAAAGCUUGAAACUGUUUGAUAAGUUUCGGUGUGGAUCUGAUGUCCCUAAUCAUUUAACCUAUUUGAGCGCAAUAUUGGCAUGUAGUGGCAUGCAAGCACUCAAAAAGGGUUGUCAGAUUCAUGCUAUUGUUUGGAAAUUGGGAUUUCAAUCAAAUUUGUGUAUGGAGAGUGCACUUAUGGAUAUGUAUUCGAAGUGUGGCAGUAUAGAGGAUGCUUGGCAAAUCUUUGAGUCUGCUGAGGUACUCGACACAGUUUCAUUGACCGUCAUCCUUGUAGGUUUUUCCCAAAAUGGAUUUGAAGAAGAGGCUUUGCAAAUUUUCAUCAAAAUCAUCAAAUCAGGAAUUGACAUUGACCCAAAUGUGGUGUCAGCCAUUCUUGGGGUUUUUGGUAGUGAUACACUGUUAGGGCUUGGAAAACAAGUUCACUCACUAAUUAUCAAGAAAGGGUUCCUUCUCAAUCCAUUCGUUAGCAAUGGGCUAAUUAACAUGUACUCCAAGUGCGGUGAAUUGCAGGAAUCUGUCAAAGUCUUUGACCAGAUGCCUCAAAGGAAUCCAGUUUCAUGGAACUCGUUGAUUGCAGCUUUUGCCCGGCAUGGUAAUGGUUUUAGAGCACUUGAGUUAUAUGAAGAAAUGAGAUCAAAUGGCGUUGAGCCAACAGAUGUUACCUUUCUCUCUUUGCUUCAUGCUUGUAGUCAUGUAGGCUUGGUGGAGAAAGGAAUGCAGUUCUUUGAAUCCAUGCAGACAGUUUAUGGAAUGAUUCCCAGGAUGGAACACUAUGCUUCUGUUGUUGACAUGCUUGGAAGAUCAGGGCUUCUAAAUGAAGCAAAAUGCUUUAUUGAGGGGCUACCAACAAAGCCUGAUGUACUAGUUUGGCAGGCACUACUUGGUGCUUGUAGCAUUCAUGGAGAUACUGAUAUGGGAAAAUAUGCAGCUGAACAGUGGCUUUUGGCUUCACCUGAUAGCCCAAUUCCAUAUGUCCUACUGGCUAAUAUGCAUUCUUCCAAAAGGCAAUGGAAAGAGAGAGCGAUAAUUAUCAAGAAAAUGAAAGAGACAGGGAUAGCAAAAGAGACUGGGAUAAGUUGGAUUGAAAUUGAAAAGAAAGUUCACAACUUUGUAGUUGCUGAUCAGAUGCAUCCACAGUGUGAUACUAUUUAUGGUACCUUGUUGGAGUUAUAUAGACACAUUGGAGAUGAAGGAUAUGUUCCAGAUAAGAGAAAAUUGUGCUAUAUGGAUCAUGAUGAGUAGGAAAUGUAAAGGAUUUGUAAGACCUCACACUAUUCACAAGCCUGGUAAAAUGGAACCUUAAACUCUUGAAUCCCCAAACUUUAGUUGCUUUGCCUGCAGUAUCGAAUUUAUUUGUUUUCGGUCAGUUAUCUAUUUGAGUUCUUUAAUUGCAGAGAGUUGGUUCUCUGAAGGAGCAAUUACUAAAUUGUGGCAGUAAAGCUACAAAGAAUGAAAUGAGUUUUGGUAUUGAAAGCCUGCUUGUCCCUCAAGAUCUUUACUUUUCUGAAUGGAUAUAAUUCUAAUGGAAAAGAAAUGUGGAACUUGGCCAACAUCAACUUUAAAAACUUCUACAGAAUGUAACAGCUCACUCUGUAAAACAUAUCGAGUGGUAGAGAAAAUGCCAAACCUCUCUGCUGCAGAUUUCUCUUUUUUUCUGGCUCAAGUGCUCCUAUCAAAGGGAUCAAAUACUCAAUUGAGUAGUUUGUACAUGUAAGAUUCAUUGGUUGAUUUUUAUGUCCAGUUUAUCAGACAAACAAUUCCUCGGAAAUGUAGCAGAUCAGAUUUGGCAUGAUUGCAUGAAGUGUCUGAAUCCUUUCUUAGUUCUAAUUUCUACAAAUAUGUAAGAGAUUUUCUGUA
Messenger RNA from Ipomoea nil (Japanese morning glory), 2694 nucleotides. RefSeq names its product pentatricopeptide repeat-containing protein At3g05340. Gene Ontology annotation, molecular function: protein binding; RNA binding. The transcript has a single exon. The record is from RefSeq and is a predicted model, not a curated record. Gene Ontology annotation, biological process: RNA modification. Bases 127 to 2079 code for a protein of 650 amino acids. Lineage: Eukaryota; Viridiplantae; Streptophyta; Magnoliopsida; Solanales; Convolvulaceae.